AUGAGUGGGCCCUACGAGCCACUGGCCAGCUCGGACAGCGAGCGCGCCGAAUCUGGCGUCGCCGCGCGCCGGGAGCAUGCCAUUGCACACCUGCAUGCUCAGGAGCUGGAGGAGCUCUGCGCCACCACGUCGGUUCCCAACGCGACCGUCAGUAGUGAGGAGCCGGAACCGACGGUUUGCACCACCCCCGGCUGUGUCCUCUCAGCGGCGAACCUACUGAGCAGCCUCGACCCGGCGGCCGACCCGUGCCAGGACUUCCACCGCUACGCGUGCGGCCGCUGGGCUGAGGCGCACCCGAGGCCAGGCGACAGGGCCUCGUGGAACGCCUUCGGCCGCGCCGGCCGGGCCGUAGCAGCCAAGCUGCGCAGCGUGCUACGCUCUCAGCCCUCGGCGGAGGACGGGGCCGCGGUCGGCGCCGCACGCCUCCUCUUCCG
This is a messenger RNA of Pollicipes pollicipes, 434 nucleotides long. RefSeq names its product neprilysin-11. Gene Ontology annotation, molecular function: metalloendopeptidase activity. Gene Ontology annotation, cellular component: plasma membrane. Gene Ontology annotation, biological process: protein processing. The record is from RefSeq and is a predicted model, not a curated record. NCBI's taxonomy places the organism in Eukaryota, Metazoa, Arthropoda, Thecostraca, Pollicipedomorpha, Pollicipedidae.